AAGGGCCACGCGCGUGGACCACUCGAGGUCGCCGCUACUGCCUACCACUCGCAGGUAUAUAUUACACCGCUGUAGCUGUGUUCGGCACAUCACUGGACAGCCACAGUCGAUAACCUUUCCCAACAGCCACGAUGCAGAAGGGUACUCUCGCCUUGUUUUUGGCGUGCCUUGUGGCGGCUGCUGCCGCGUACACCACGAAGUACGACAAUAUCGACCUGGACGACGUCCUGCAUAACGACCGCCUGCUCAAGAAGUACCACGAGUGCCUGCUCUCUGACAGCGACGCUCCCUGCACCCCCGACGGGAAGGAGCUCAAGGCCGCCAUUCCUGAUGCGCUGACCAACGACUGUGCCAAGUGCAACGAGAAGCAGAAGGCCGGAGCGGAGAAAGUGAUCAGGUUCCUCAUCAAGGAGAAGCCCGACCUGUGGACGCCGCUGGAGAACAAGUACGACCCCAUCGGCACCUACAGGCAGAAGUACGGCGAGGAGCUCAAGAGGGUCUCCGCCUAAACACCGGGACAUCUCUGGCGCUGCACUGUGAUAGCUGUAAAGAACUCACAAGGCUGUGUCUCAUGUGAUACCACUAAAGAACUGUAAUUUAUUUGAUUAUUGUUGAUGAUAGUCGUGUGCCACAUCUUAUAAAAUAAA
Molecule: messenger RNA, 647 nt
Organism: Schistocerca nitens (vagrant locust)
Lineage: Eukaryota; Metazoa; Arthropoda; Insecta; Orthoptera; Acrididae
Product: allergen Tha p 1-like
Exons: 2
Coding region: 132-509 (125 amino acids)
Source: RefSeq, a predicted model, not a curated record